AUGGUCACGGCCAUGUUCGAAGAGGUGUACAGCAUGGACCCGGAGCUGCCCGCUGAGGUAAUCGAUGCAGUCUUCAAGGAGCUGUUGGUCCACGAGGGCCUUACGUUCGCGCAGUGCGAGCACGUAAUUGAUAAGCUGAUGCAACGCGGAGAGCAGAUCGAGUAUUUGUUCCACGAGUGGUCUGGCGUGUUUCCAACAUUGCCGGCAGCUGCGCGACAAGCUCUGGCCAAGGGCCUUCUCCCCUCAGUUGGUCGCUGUCCGCAUGCUGCACUGGACUUCGUUCUGAAGGAGCUGGAUGCCCUUCCUCAGCCGGAAGGCGACCGUGAAAGCAGAGUAGGGAGAGCUGAUAUGUUUUGGCAGUAG
Messenger RNA from Symbiodinium natans, 363 nucleotides. NCBI's taxonomy places the organism in Eukaryota, Dinophyceae, Suessiales, Symbiodiniaceae. The record is from the annotation of a GenBank genome assembly.